Messenger RNA from Syngnathus acus (greater pipefish), 10005 nucleotides. RefSeq names its product myosin IXAb (gene myo9ab). Gene Ontology annotation, cellular component: myosin complex. The record is from RefSeq and is a predicted model, not a curated record. Bases 410 to 7777 code for a protein of 2455 amino acids. The transcript has 43 exons. NCBI's taxonomy places the organism in Eukaryota, Metazoa, Chordata, Actinopteri, Syngnathiformes, Syngnathidae. Gene Ontology annotation, biological process: intracellular signal transduction. Gene Ontology annotation, molecular function: protein binding; GTPase activator activity; ATP binding.
CGCGGCGCGGCCACGUGCAGCUGUGUUGAGGAAGCCUUGAAGAGAGGACGGCGGCGUGUGUGACGUGUGUGAGGUAACGUGAAGUGACGGCAAGGACGGCAGACAGAUUCUGACAGAAUCCUCCAAACACACACACACACACACAGACACUGGAGCAGCUUUUCCCCCGGAAUUUGAUUCUCCAUGAUCGACACAUCGGACCGGCGGAUUGUGGCUGGCUUGUCCGGACGCACCGCAGUGGGCUCCGGCUGACUCGGUGGCGGUUGGCCGCUCUUCCUCGUCGCUCGGGCGGACUGGAGGAGGAGGAGGAGGCAGCGGCGGCGGCGGAGGAGGAGAAGGUUGGGAUGUCCUGAGUUGCUGCCAGCGUGCCCGGUGAGAGCGCAGCGCUGAUGGGAGCGGCUGUGCCACCAUGAGCUUACAAGAUGGCAGCUGCAGCUACGCCAGCAGCGCCAACAUGGCCACCGCCAGCGGCAGCAUGCGGCGGCGCCUGGAGGACCAGGAGUUCAGCCUUCGCGUCUACCCGGGCUCCCUGGCCGAGGGCACCAUCUACUGCCCCGUCAGCGCCCGCAAGAACACCACAGCGGCCGAGGCCAUCGAGUGCCUCAUCGAGCGGCUGCGCCUGGAGCGCACCAAAUGCUACGUGCUGGCCGAGGUGAAGGAGUUUGGCGGCGAGGAGUGGAUCCUCAACCCCGGCGACUGCCCCGUACAGCGCAUGAUGCUGUGGCCCAGGAGCGCCUUGGAGAACCGCGGCGGGCUGGGCAGCGGCGACGAUUACCGCUUCCUCCUGCGCGAAAAGAACCUGGACGGUUCCAUCCACUACGGCGGCAGCCUCCAGAUGUGGCUGCGGGUGACGCAGGAGCGCCGCCGCAUGGUAGAGCGCGGCUUCCUCCCCCAACCGGCGGGGAGCGACCCCCCGACGGAUUUGUGCGCCCUCUCCAAACUGACGGAGCACGCCCUCUUGGAGAGCCUGCGGGCACGUUUCCGCCAAGAGAAGAUCUACACCUACGUGGGGAGUAUCCUCAUUGUGGUCAACCCCUUCCAGUUCCUGCCCAUCUACAACCCCAAGUACGUCAAGCUCUACGACAAUCACACGCUGGGCAAGCUGGAGCCGCACAUCUACGCCGUGGCCGACGUGGCCUACCACGCCAUGCUGCAGCGCCGCCACAACCAGUGCAUCGUCAUCUCGGGCGAGAGCGGCUCUGGCAAGACGCAGAGCACCAACUUUCUCAUUCACCACCUGACCGCCCUCAGCCAGAAGGGCUUCGCUAGCGGCGUGGAGCAGAUCAUCCUGGGGGCGGGGCCCGUGCUGGAGGCUUUUGGCAACGCCAAGACGGCCCACAACAACAACUCCAGCCGCUUUGGAAAGUUCAUCCAGGUCAACUACCAAGCCAGCGGCACUGUUAGAGGGGCCUAUGUGGAGAAGUACCUGUUGGAGAAAUCUCGCCUGGUCUACCAGGAGCAUAAUGAAAGGAACUACCACGUCUUUUACUACCUGCUGGCUGGAGCCAGCGAGGAGGAGAGGAAAUCCUUCCACCUGCUCCAACCUGAGGAAUACCACUACCUCAACCAGAUGACAAAGAAAACGCACAAACUCCGCUGGGACAAUUACUCUGACAGCGAGCUGCAGGACUGCUUCAGCGUGGAGGGCGAGGACUUGAAACACGACUUUGAGCGUCUGCAGCUGGCGAUGGAGAUGGUCGGCUUCCUUCCCGCCACACGCAAACAGAUUUUCUCGCUGCUGUCGGCCAUCCUCCACCUGGGCAACAUCCGUUACAAGAAGAAGACCUACAGGGACGACUCCAUCGACAUCUGCAACCCAGAGGUCCUUCCCUUCGUCUCGGAGCUGUUGGAGGUGAAAGAGGAGAUGCUGCUGGAGGCGCUGACCACCAGGAAAACCAUCACCGUUGGCGAGAGGCUCAUCGUGCCCUACAAACUUGCUGAGGCGGGCACGGUGAGGGACUCCAUGGCCAAAUCGCUGUACAGCGCUCUCUUUGACUGGAUCGUGUUCCGGGCCAAUCACGCUCUGCUCAACAACAAGGACCUGGAGGACAAGUCAAAGAUCUUCUCCAUCGGCGUGUUGGACAUCUUUGGAUUUGAGGACUACGAGAACAACAGCUUUGAGCAAUUCUGUAUCAACUUUGCCAACGAGCGUUUGCAGCAUUACUUCAACCAGCACAUCUUCAAGCUGGAGCAGGAGGAGUACCGAGCCGAGGGCAUCAGCUGGCACACCAUCGACUACAUCGACAACAGCAGCUGCAUUAACCUCAUCAGCAAGAAACCCACGGCGCUCUUCCACCUGCUGGACGAGGAGUGCAACUUCCCUCAGGCGUCCAAUCAGACCUUGCUGGACAAGUUCAAGCGUCAGCAUGAGGGAAACAGCUACAUCGAGUUCCCCGCCGUCAUGGAGCCCGCUUUCAUCAUCACGCACUACGCCGGCAAAGUCAAGUACGGAGUUAAGGACUUCCGGGAGAAGAACACGGACCACAUGCGUCCCGACGUGGUGGCCUUGCUGAAGAGCAGCAAAAACGCCUUCAUCUGCGGCCUGAUGGGAAUCGACCCGGUGGCCACAUUCCGCUGGGCCGUUUUGCGCGCCUACUUCCGGGCCCUGGUGGCUUUCAGGGAGGCCGGACGCCGAUACAAGAAGACAGGUCACGAUUCCGCCGUCCCCUGCGCCGCCGUCAAAACCGUGGACAGUUUCAGUUUCCUUCAUCACCCGGUUCACCAGAGGAGCCUUGAGAUCCUUCAAAGGUGCAAGGAUGAGAAAUACAGCAUCACCAGGAAGAACCCUCGCUCUCCGCUGGCAGAUCUUCAAGGCGCCAACACCCUGAAUGAGAAAGCCGGGCGGGAUGGCUUCGGCGCCGGCUGCAAUGGGCGCGGGCCGAGGUCGGGACGCCUGUCGUCGGCGGGGAGCCUGACGGCCCUGGGAGAGGACGGCAUCUUCGUCAACUCGUCCAACAGCAAACUCCUGGAACGAGCUCAGGGAAUCUUACUAAGAAACAGAAACUGCAAAGUCAAGCCCAGCCUGCCCAAGCACUUGUUGGACGUAAAAUCUCUGCGUCACCUGAGCAGCGUGACGCUCCACGAUCGCAUCACCAAGUCGUUGCUUCACUUGCACAAGAAGAAGAAACCGCCCAGCAUCAGCGCUCAGUUCCAGGCUUCCCUCACUAAACUGAUGGAGACGCUCAACCAAUCGGAGCCGUACUUUGUCAAGUGCAUCCGCUCCAAUGCUGAGAAGCUGCCGUUGCGCUUUAAUGACAGCUUAGUGCUGAGGCAGCUGCGCUACACGGGGAUGCUGGAAACCGUCCGGAUCCGACAAUCGGGCUACAGCGUCAAGUACACCUUCCAGGAUUUCGUGCGUCACUUUCACGUGCUGCUGCCUCGAGGCACAACUGCAACCAAGUCGGGCGUCAGGGAGUUCUUCAGGCAGAUCCAUCUGAUGCCGGCCGGCUACCAAGUGGGCAACACCACGGUGUUCCUGCGGGAGGCGGAGCGUCAACGUCUUCAGACGCUCCUGCACCAGGAAGUUCUGCGGCGCAUCGUCACGCUGCAGCAUCGCUUCCGAGCCGUCCUGGAGAGGAACAACUUUGUCAGGAUGAAGCUGGCUGCACGUGUCAUCCAACGCUGGUGGCGAUGCUGCCUCGUUCGAGAGUCCGCCAUGGAUCUGAGGCUGGAGGAGCGAGCGGUGGUGUGCCUCCAAACAGCCUGGAGGCGCUGCAGGCAGCGCCGGACAUUCCUGCGGUGGCGCAGCUCGGCCGUGGCCAUCCAGAGGAGCUGGAGGACGCGCCGGCGCCAAAGGACGGCGGCGGCUGUCGCCAUCCAGGCGGCUUGGAGGGGAUUCGCUGAGAGGAAACGCUACUGUGAGACCUGCAGGACUGUGAUGCUGCUGCAGACCAUGGCGAGGGGUUACCUGGCUCGCCUAAGGUACGCAAAAGGAUUCCGAGAACUGAAGCAGCAGCACGAAGCGGCGGCGCCCAUCAUUCAAAGACCCGACGACGACCUCACCUCGGAACAGGAUCACGUGGAGAACCUCUCCGGGGAACCGGCGGAAGACAAUCGAAGUCGGGGCGCGGACGAGGCCAGCCACAAGACUCGAGCCAAGCGAGAGAGCAGGCGCAUGAGAGAGCUGGAGCAGGCACAAUUCAGCUUGGAGCUUCUCAAGGUUCGCACCGGAAAUGUCGACACGCCUCCUCGAGGAGAGUUGGAACCAGACAGCGCCACCUGUCGCCCGGAGGACCAUCGCAGACAUUCGCCUCUCGGGUCUCUUGAUAGCUUUGAGGCGCUCGCUGCCGAGGACACAGAGACCGAAAGUUCGGGAGCUUUCACGUCCUGUUCGACCGCGCCUCGAGAACGUUUGACUUCAGAUCCAGUGAGAGAUUCAAACCACAACGAAAAGCCCGAGACAGCGUCACCGCUCAGGACCGAGAGCCCGAGGGCGACGUUUUACAUCGCUUCGGACCAAAGUCCGGUCCGAGAACCGACACGCGAAAGCCCCAGCAAGUCUUCCAAAGACAGAAGGGAGUCCACGUUUCGAAAGCCCAUCGUGGUCUUGAUCAGUAUGCAAAAAGAGAGUCCUCUGGAAGAGGGGUCGUCGGUAGUCCAAAGUCCAGACAGAACUUCUGAAUGCAGAGAACCGCAAGCCAGUUCCCAACAGACACACAUAUCGGGUUUGGAGGUAGCAUCUACUGUUGAAGAAGAAAGAACUCUACAGUCCACUUUUGAGGAAGGCGAUUCCUCCAUGGUUCCGUCUUCAGCCACUUUUGAGGCAAGCCCAGAAGUUCCUGGCCUUUGCUCCUCAGAAGUGGACAUCAAGAUCACCCUGGAGGCCAAAGCCGGCUUUUCUCCCACCGUCCGCCCGGGUCAGCGGGAGAAGAAAACGGUCUCGCGUGGGCAGGGAGCCGCCAGCCCGCUCCUUGACACCAAGCCACCCAAAGCCCAGAAGAAGAACUCGGCUCAGACCGUCAUUGUCAACAUGACGGAGAAGCCCACCAACACGGCGCCACCCAGACGCAAGCUUCCGUUCUCCAAGUCCGAUAAGGAUUUGGUGACCCAGGGAAGAUCUUUGUCCAUGUUCAAAGAUGAUUCCAGGACCAGAGAGCAGCAGGUGGGGCGGCCGGGCCCCAAAAAGAAAGCACGCAUGUCCCGGACGCGCUCCGACUUCCUCACGCGCUGUAACUCGGAAGGAGCCACGCGCUCGGACGACGAUGAUGACGAGUACUACGUCCCCGCCCACUCCCGCACGCCGCCCCCCUCCCCGUGCCCCCCACGCACUCGCCCCAAGGCCGACUGUCACAGUGACUCCGAGAUGGAUUCCCACAAAGACCCACAGAAGAUCCAUAAGACCUUGUCAUCGGGAGAUUUGGGCAAAGCGGAGGUGCUGAGGAAAACCUCCAGUCAGGAUGGAAGAAUGAGAGGGAAGAUGCGAUUCUGGAGUAAAAGUAAACACGGCAGGAAAAAAGUGUCCAGCAGGGGCGAAAGUGCUGCUGAGACACCCGGUAAGAGAGGUAAAAAAACAAGCUGCAUCUUACAUCAGCUGAUUUUAUUUUUUCGUCCGCCAGAGGCCCCGUCGCCUCCUCUCAGUCCCGACCUGAAGGCAGCGUCGCCGCCACGGGGCUUGCGGGACAGCAAGGAGAACAAGGAGCCGUCUCCCAAGAUGCGGCGGCGGCGCAGCCUGAAGAUCAGCAGCGUGGCUCUGGAACCCGCCCAGUGGCAGAAUGACGCGCUGCACAUCCUCAGCUCGGCUCACGACUACCGCACCAUGAACGACUUCCUGCUCAAGAAGAUCGCCGACCUGGAGAGUGAAAACGGCAAGAAGGACACCAUGGUGGAUGUGGUCUUCAAGAAAGCCCUGAAGGAGUUCCGCAUCAACAUCUUCAACUCGUAUUCCACCGCCCUGGCUAUGGACGACGGGAGGAGUAUUCGCUACAAGGACCUGCACGCCCUCUUUGAGCACAUCCUGGAGAAGAGCAUGCGGCUGGAGCAACGCGACUGGAACGAGUCGCCGGUCAAGGUGUGGGUCAACACCUUCAAGGUCUUCCUGGACGAGUUCAUGACCGAGUACAAGCCCAUGGAGGGGACAAUCGGCAGGGCCGCCAAACGAGAGCGCAAGAAGUCGCGCAAGAAGGACACUGACAUUGUUGAGGAGCACAACGGCCACAUCUUCAAGUCGACGCAGUACAGCAUCCCCACGUACUGCGAGUACUGCUCGUCGCUCAUCUGGAUGAUGGACCGAGCCUGCGUUUGCAAACUCUGCCGCUACGCCUGCCACAGGAAGUGCUGCUCCAAGAUGGCCACCAAGUGCAGCAAGAAGUACGAUCCGGAGCUGUCGCCUCGUCAGUUUGGCGUGGAGCUCUCCAGGCUGACCGGCGAGGAGCGCAACGUCCCCCAACUGGUGGAGAAGCUCAUCAACUACAUCGAGAUGCACGGCCUCUACACGGAGGGCAUCUACAGGAAGUCGGGCUCCACCAAUAAAAUCAAGGAACUGCGCCAGGGGCUGGACACCGACGUGAGCAGCGUGAUCUUGGACGAUUACAACAUCCACGUCAUCGCCAGCGUGCUCAAGCAGUGGCUCCGCGACCUGCCCAGCCCGCUCAUGACAUUUGAGCUCUACGAGGAGUUCCUCCGAGCCAUGGGUCAAGCCGACAAGCAGGAGGUGAUCCGAGGUGUGUACUCGGUCAUCGACCAGCUGAGCCGCACACACCUAAGCACGUUGGAACGCCUCAUCUUCCACCUGGUCAGGAUUGCGCUGCAGGAGGACACCAACAGGAUGUCGGCCAACGCGCUGGCCAUCGUCUUCGCCCCGUGCGUCCUGCGCUGCCCCGACACCAUCGACCCCCUGCAGAGCGUCCAAGACAUCAGCAAGACCACAGCGUGUGUGGAGCUGAUCAUCAAUGAGCAGAUGAGCAAGUACAGAGCGCGUCUGAAGGACAUCAACAGUCUGGAGUUCGCCGAGAGCAAAGCCAAGAGCCGACUGAGCCACGUCAGGAGGUCCAUGAAACCUGUACUAAUCGCUGUUAGGUUUAUGAGCAUAGCCCACACUGCCACCCCGAGUAAGAGCCGCGUUCGGCAAAGCGGCGCCCACACGCAGUCUCCGCCACUCAGCCCCAGGACGGGCCCCCCGGCGGCGGACAGCGAAAGCGCGGGAGUGGCCGGCGAGGAAGCGGCCGAGGGCACGCUGAGCGAGCAGCAGCAGCUCGCCAUGCAGCAAGAGGAACGGAUCCUCACCGAGCAGAUUGAGAGUCUGCAGAAAGAAAAGGAGGAGCUGACAUAUGAGAUGUUGAUCCUGGAACCGCGAGCGUCCGACGACGACACUCCAGAAUCGGAAGCGUCCAUCGGCACGGCCGACAGCUCCGAGAACAUCACCAUGGAAACGGAGGGUGCCACAGGGGAGCAGCCCGAAUCGGGCGCUUAUGGCUCCCGAAAAUGGGAGAUGAAGUGCAGGCGACCUUUGCGUCGCCAUCCCGACUCGGUGGACUCGGCCGACUCGGCCGACUCGACCUCCGUUGUCUCCUGCUUCAAUCAGCCGCCGUCGGACUCGCCUUCCCCUCACUACCGCUUCCGCUCGUCGUCGUCGGGACCCCUGCUGGCCUCCUACAGCCCGGGAGGGGCGGGAAACGCGUCCGAGUCAGGGCGGCGGCCCGGGAAAGGCCGCCCCAGCCACAGGCUUCGCCUGAGCCGCAGCUCGCCGAGGGAGACGUCGGGUGGACACCGCAGGGAGCCCGAGUUCGGCUCGGCGCCGCAGCAGCUGGUUCUGUACGGCAGUAACGAGUUCAUGGUGUGACGGGGCGGAACGAAGGCCUCGAUAUUCAGGUUCGGCCGAGACUGGUCACGGGGGUUGCCCCUGCCUGCCCCCCUUCUCGGCAGGGCAGGUGAGCACUGAGCCAGAGCGCAGAAGAAGACGAAGGAAGUGCCGCUGAACUUGGGGUGGGCCGUCUGUCUUCUUCAGCUUGUAGCCAUAACGACUGAAUCGCUCAGCUACGCUGAACUCUGCUAAGCUAAGCUAGGCUAAGCUAGGUCCGCUUGUCACGUUUACACACCAGCCGAGAUGCAGCAUGCUCAACUGUUUGACUCCCUGUCAAGAAAGUGCGCCACAGCUGACACUUUACGCGGAAGAUAAUAGGGCUGAACAAUUUUGAAAAAUCAUAUCAUUGUAUUUUUUUCACCUCAAUAUUACCAUUGUGAUUUACUAUGCGGGCAUCCUUUUCAAGCUUCUCUUCCCCAGCCUGUUUUUAACAAACACAAGCAAUAAAUUAAUCUGCAUUGCCGUAAACAAGAUUCAUCAUACCAAAUUGUUUUGGUCUUACAGGUGAUGCUAAAAUAAAGGACAAAUUAAUAUGAAAACCUUUUACAUAUUUACCAAACAUUAGCCAUCUUUAAGGCGUUGAGUAUAACACCCUCACAACAUUUGUAAGUGUGAACAUAAAUCACAAGAUUAGGACACAAGCCGCAGAUUUGGCUUUUAUCACGUCAACGUUUUAUGAAAAAAAAAAAAAAAAAUGCUGACCAACAGAAGUGAAUUAACCCCCCCCCCAUUGCAACCUAUUGUGUUCGACGACAUUGAGUUUGAGGAAUUGUUCAGCCCUAGUAAAGAAGGCCAAAAUCAUCCAUUCCCUCAAGUGGUCCGUUGACACGGAAGUUCGAUGCUUGAGCGUGACGUCAUGGCGAUUAGCACCUCCGCCUCCUUCCAUCGCGACUCAAACUUUCGAACGCGCUUGGCUGGCGACCACUCAAACCCGGACUAGCGAUGCGGAAGAUUGGAUGAUUCUGACCAUGUCCCAUGGCAAGAACAUGUACAUAGAGAGCAAGCGAAAGUUAGGACACGCUUUCAUUCCGGUGCCACACUUGUGAACAUCAGUGUUAUGACAUCACCACUUGAAGUUCUCUCUUCUGUUUUUACUGUAAUAACGUGUGCUGUCAUUGUUAUAUUGUUGACAUGCUUAGUUUCUGUCGGUCAACACUUGACGGACUUUUUUUGACGUAUCGGCUCACAUAUACACGCACAUAUUCUCUAGGUCAGUCCAUCAAAGUAUUUGCUAUUUUAUUCCAAAAUCUGGGGAAAACUUCACUCUGACAGCUCGCUGGUUUUCAUUCACACACAUUAAGGCGCUUUCCAGAUGCUUCUGACUUUUUCCUCCUCCUUGUUGAGCUCAACAAGCAGCGCUUCCGUCCACUCGUAGCAUUUAAUACGCAGAAACCAAAACACGUAGCAGCCAAAUAUUUCGUGCAGUGAGGCUCAUGAAGGCCUCAUGGGUGGCCGUCAAUAAAACUGUGAGACAAGACCAUCAGUAUUAAGCAGCUUUCCACCGCCUCAGUUUACUAUAUACACACACACACACACACAAAUGAGCUGGAUGCACAAAAGUGAUUAUCGUUCUCUAUUCUUUUAUGUCCUUUUGCAUAAUUUGUGCGGGGAAAAAAAGUGAAUGUAAGUGUCACUGGAAGGCAUGCUCUGCUUUCUUGGGUCCUUUUUGGUCCUCUUUUAUACACAGUGUAUGUACUGUAUGUGAGUUUUAUUUAUGUCCACGCUUACUGCGGUUUCAAAGGAUUUCUUAUGAGGGAUAUAUUAUCCUGCGUACGAUCAAGUGCUACAAGGCCAGCAAAGAAAAACGAAACAAGGUUUUGGCUGCGCCACUCUGUACAUAGUUAUAUACGAGGUGCAAUUUGUGUUCGUUUUUUUUUAAUUAUUAUUAUUUUAAUGACACAAACAUGUCUAUGGUUGUAAGAGUAAAUAAAAGACUAUGGGGGAAGUUCAUCAGACUAACUGCAGAUUUAUGCAAAUGGUGGGUUAUUUAUUUUGUUGAUUCUUUUUCACGAAUCUGUUUGCUAAUAGCAAAACCUGACCUUAGGUUCGUGAUUAUUUAAGGGGAAUUCAAGUCAAACACAAAUUCAGUAUUAUGAUUCAUCUUGAACAACCCUGCGAACUCUCACGUGAACGCAACAUUUACUGCCUUGGAAAACACUCGCAAUUAUUCAAUCUUUUUCCAAAAUAAAUUAAGAAAAUUGAAACUG